This is a messenger RNA of Papilio polytes (common Mormon), 596 nucleotides long. Its product is annotated as CLIP-associating protein-like. Bases 285 to 596 code for a protein of 103 amino acids. The record is from RefSeq and is a predicted model, not a curated record. NCBI's taxonomy places the organism in Eukaryota, Metazoa, Arthropoda, Insecta, Lepidoptera, Papilionidae. The transcript is spliced from 4 exons.
UUUUCUGUGUAAAGAGUGUAACUUAUUGCAUAUAACAAUUAUUUUUCCUAUUUCCAUACAACAAACGUGAAAAUUGAUAGUGCCUGUGCUUGUUGAUUCGUUGUGUUAAUUCUCAGUGGACUAAAAUGCAGUGGUUGUGUGCUCAGUAGUGGUUGCACGGUUAGUGGUAGUGGGUUUCGGUGCCGGUUAGUUUUGUGCAAUGACAGUUAUUUGGGUGCGGACACUCGGUUACGUGGCAAAGGUGGAUAUUUUGGAUUUACUACGUGGAUAAACGACGUUAAACGAUGGCGCACUACCCGCAGCCGGCUUCACUGGAGGCCGCGCUGCCGCUGCUGAGCCGGCCGGACCUGCGGGUGCGGCAGCAGCUCGGCGAGCAGCUAGUGGCGCUUGUACGCCGGGAGCCAGAUCUCACCUUUGAUGUCGCCGCGCAGCUGUUGGACUCGCUCGUCAUGUGGCUCAAUGGCGGCAAUUUUAAGAUUGCACAGAACGGGCUGGAAGUGAUGACGGCUUUGGCGGAGCGUAUGGGAUCAGAUUUCUCGGCUUUCGUGCCUACAGUCCUACCUCAUAUUAUUGACAGGUUUGUAUUAGUUUUAUAG